AUGUGGUCCUUCCGAUUUUUCCGAGUCCUCUGGCAGCAUGCAGAAAAGCCUUUCAGGACCAUCCCUAAUACAACAGCAGAAGGAUUGAUCUGCAGCGCCUGCCUGAUGCCCUGGCCUGUCCCCGGGCCGCACACGGCUCCGCAGGGCUCUCUGCUGACCCAUCGCUGCUUCCCUGUGUCGCAGGUGCUGUGCCGGUACCAGCACGUCUGGGACAUCGACCUGCGCCUCCGCCCGGCCUUCCUCGGUGGCGUAAUGCAAGCGACUGGUAACAAGCCCCCAGCAAUGUUGCCAAAACGUGCAGAAUACAUGCUGAAAGAUCUCAAGAGGAUGGCAAAAUACUACCAAGUGCCUGUGAAAAUUUCAGGAAGUGACUUCCAACGUAUCCUGGGUACAAGCAGCCUUGGGGCCAUGCGCUUUAUCACAGCCCUCCAGAUGACCCAGCCAGCACGCGUGGAGCCCGUGUCUAGGGAGUUCUGGGUACGAUUCUGGUCACAGCGUGAAGAUAUCAGUCAGCCAGAGUCUAUAUUGGCUGUUGCCAGGCAGGCUGGGAUAUCAUCAGAGCUUGCCCAGAAGCUACUUGAAAUGAUUUCAACUCCUGAAGUAAAGAACCGACUGAAGGAGACAACAGAGGAGGCAAUAAAAUACGGGGCCUUCGGGAUGCCUGCUGCUGUGGCACAUCUCCACGGGGAGCCUCAGCUCUUCUUUGGCUCUGAUCGUUUGGAGCUACUGGGCAACUUUAUAGGUGAGAAAUGGCUGGGGCCAGUUCCAAGCCCCAAGAUGUGA
This is a messenger RNA of Merops nubicus (carmine bee-eater), 783 nucleotides long. RefSeq names its product glutathione S-transferase kappa 1 (gene GSTK1). Gene Ontology annotation, cellular component: peroxisome; mitochondrion. The record is from RefSeq and is a predicted model, not a curated record. Gene Ontology annotation, molecular function: glutathione peroxidase activity; glutathione transferase activity. The transcript has 7 exons. Lineage: Eukaryota; Metazoa; Chordata; Aves; Coraciiformes; Meropidae. Gene Ontology annotation, biological process: glutathione metabolic process. Bases 1 to 783 code for a protein of 260 amino acids.